UCUCUAACUCAUUUUUCUCCUUCUCUUUCUCUUUCCUUCAUCCAUUUUUGUUUCACCUCUCUCCCUUCCACCAUGGGAAAUUGUUGCUCCCAAGGCGGAGAUACCCCGGCCGCAGAUAACAUGGCCGCUGCUGCUGCCGAUAAGGGAGAAACCAACCAACAAAACACCAAUAAUAAUAAUAAUAAUGAUAACCAGCCAUCCACUAACCCUAUCACUACGCCACCGCCAACCUCGAAACCACCCGCCACCAACCCUUCUCCUCCGUCAAAACCCUCCAAACCGGCCGCUAUGGGGCCCGUCCUACAACGACCAAUGGAAGACGUGAGAGCUACAUACACCAUAGGGAAAGAGCUAGGGAGAGGUCAAUUUGGGGUCACACAUUUGUGUACAAAUAAGGUAACAAAAGAGCAAUUUGCAUGCAAAACUAUUGCCAAGAGAAAACUAGUGAAUAAAGAGGAUAUAGAAGACGUUAGAAGGGAGGUGCAAAUAAUGCAUCAUCUAACAGGUCAACCAAAUAUUGUGGAAUUAAAAGGUGCAUAUGAAGAUAAACAAUCUGUUCAUUUGGUUAUGGAAUUAUGCGCCGGUGGUGAACUGUUUGAUCGAAUCAUCGCCAAAGGACUCUAUACCGAACGUGCUGCAGCUUCCUUGUUGAGGACCAUUGUGCAAAUAAUUCAUACUUUGCAUUCUAUGGGUGUCAUUCAUAGAGAUCUUAAACCUGAAAAUUUCCUCUUGUUGAGUAAAGAUGAAAAUGCUCCUCUUAAGGCCACCGAUUUCGGUCUCUCCGUCUUUUUUAAACAAGGAGAUAUGUUCAAAGAUAUUGUUGGGAGUGCAUAUUACAUAGCACCAGAGGUGUUGAAGAGGAGAUAUGGACCAGAAGUUGAUAUAUGGAGUAUUGGUGUCAUGCUAUACAUUCUUCUUAGCGGUGUCCCUCCGUUUUGGGCAGAAUCUGAACAUGGAAUAUUCAAUGCCAUCUUAAGAGGACACAUUGACUUUACAAGCGAUCCAUGGCCUUCAAUUUCACCUGCAGCAAAAGAUCUCGUAAGGAAAAUGUUGAAUUCAGAUCCCAAACAAAGACUUACAGCGCAAGAAGUUUUGGAUCAUCCUUGGACCAAGGAGGAUGGAGAAGCACCAGAUAAACCUAUUGACAAUGCUGUAUUGGGCAGGCUCAAGCAGUUCAGAGCAAUGAACCAGUUUAAGAAAGUUGCUCUAAGGGUUAUUGCUGGAUGUUUAUCAGAAGAAGAAAUCAUGGGGUUGAAAGAAAUGUUCAAGGGGAUGGACACUGAUAACAGUGGAACCAUUACAAUUGAAGAACUCAAACUUGGCCUUCAACAGCAAGGAACUAAGCUUUCAGAACAAGAAGUUCAACAAUUAAUGGAAGCUGCUGAUGCGGAUGGUAAUGGAACGAUAGAUUACGACGAGUUCAUCACAGCAACCAUGCAUAUGAACAGAAUGAAUAGAGAAGAACAUCUUUACACUGCAUUCCAAUAUUUUGAUAAAGAUAACAGCGGGUUCAUUACUACUGAAGAACUAGAUCAAGCACUGCGUGAAUACAAUAUGCAUGAUGGCAGAGACAUCAAGGAUAUUCUUCAAGAAGUUGAUGGAGAUAAUGAUGGACGUAUAAACUAUGAUGAGUUUGCGGCAAUGAUGAGAAAAGGAAAUCCAGAAGCUCAUACUAAGAAGAGGCGUGAUUCAUUUGUUUCGGUUACACAAUAGUUGUGGUUGAUUAUAUUAUUAGCCAGAAACGAAGGGUUUAUUUGUAUUUAGCCCUAUGUUUUUCUUGGGUGGUGAAUUGUUGAUGGGUUAAUUAUCAUGGAUUGCACAUAGCGAAUUGCAUCAUGGUUUCAUUGGCUGAGAGGGGUAUAUAGGUAAAUGGGUCAGAGGUGAAAAAAAAGUAUAAAAAGGGGGAGGGGUCAAAAAUAACAAUACAAACUAACUUUUGAGAAAUGUGAAGAUCUGCUAGGUAUUUGGUUUGUUAACAUUAUUUUUUCAUUUCCUUUUCCAUUCUUGUGAAAAUUGUAACCAUGUAUUAAUAUUGAUGGUGACAUAAUUAGGAACGAAGAAGAAAAAAAAUGGAUUUGUAUACUAA
Lathyrus oleraceus (garden pea) is the source of this 2086-nucleotide messenger RNA. Its product is annotated as calcium-dependent protein kinase 2. The record is from RefSeq and is a predicted model, not a curated record. Bases 73 to 1713 code for a protein of 546 amino acids. The transcript has 8 exons. NCBI's taxonomy places the organism in Eukaryota, Viridiplantae, Streptophyta, Magnoliopsida, Fabales, Fabaceae. Gene Ontology annotation, molecular function: calcium ion binding; protein kinase activity; ATP binding. Gene Ontology annotation, biological process: protein phosphorylation.